AUGAGUCGUUUUUUUGCUACUGGAUCAGAUUCUGAAUCUGAUAGUGCCUCUGAGGAGGAGCAGGUUCAACGAGCACCAACUACAGCUUUCACCGUAAGUAACAGCACUAUAAUCUUUCAUAUUCAGUUACAAAGAAAUUUCACUGUGAUAUAAAAUAUUUUUAGUUCAGCGAUGAAGAAGAAGAGACUAAGAGAGUUGUACGAUCGACCAAAGAGAAGAGAUAUGAAGAAAUUGCUAAUCUCAUCAAACUUAUAAGAAAUUACAAAAAGAUCAAAGACAUGAGCAGCAUGUUGUCCAGUUUUGAGGAUUUGAUGCGUGCAUAUCAAAAGGCAUUGCCUGUAAUAGCGAAAGAGGAAGGUGGCCAGACGCCACGUUUUUAUAUCAGAUGUUUAGUCGAAAUGGAAGACUUUAUUAACGAAGUGUGGGAAGAUCGCGAGGGUCGUAAAAACAUGUCGAAAAAUAAUUCGAAAUCGUUGACUUCAUUGCGUCAGAAGCUUCGUAAGUAUAACAAAGAUUUCGAGGAAGAUAUAGUAAAAUUCAGAGAGAAUCCAGAUCAGGAUGAUGAUGAAGAGGAAGAAAAACAAAAGUAUGGCUGAUGGAGAAGAAGGUAGUGAAAGCGAAUCUGAUUGGGGCAGUUCUUCAGAUAGCGAGAGUACAAGUAGCGAGGAUGAAGGCCAAUAUCAAAACAUACGUGAUAGAUUUAUCAAAAAGGUGACAGAUAAAGAGGAAGAAGAAGAUAAGGCAAAACGAAAAGAACAGCGGAAAGAGCGGAAAGAGAAGGAACGGAAAAAGAAGAAGGACGAAGAUGAUGAGGAAGGUGAAUGGGAAACGGUGAAAGGCGGAGUAGCCAUCCCAUCUGAAAAGCCGAAAAUGUUCGCGAAGGACGCAGAAAUUAACGUGGCCGCUGUCUUAAAGAAACUUUCCGAGAUCAUUGCGGCUCGCGGCAAAAAACGUACUGAUCGGAGGGAACAAAUUGAACUCUUACAUGAACUGCAAUCUAUAGCCGAUACCCAUAAUCUCGGGCCAGCAGUAGCUGUUAAGAUAAAAUUUUCCAUUGUAUCUUCCAUUUUCGAUUACAAUCCGAAAGUAUCUGAUGCAAUGAAACCCGAAUAUUGGUCAAAAAUACUAGAACGUAUCACGGAAAUGCUCGACAUGCUUUUGAACACAAAAGAUAUGGUUAUCGCGGAGGUAGUGUCUGAGGAUGCAGAAGAGUAUGAAACGUCUCCAUACAAAAUACAUGGAUGUGUAUUGACAUUAGUAGAACGUUUGGAUGAAGAAUUCACAAAGUUAUUAAAGGAAUGCGAUCCACAUAGUAAUGAAUACGUGGAGAGGUUGAAAGAUGAAAAACAAGUAUCCACAAUAAUAGAUAAAGUUCAAGAAUAUUUAGAGAGACAAGGAUCUGUUUCUGAGCUUUGCCGCGUGUAUCUACGUAAAAUUGAACAUUUGUAUUAUAAAUUCGAUCCAAAUGUUCUCAAACAGAAAGAAGGAGAACUUGGACCAGACGUUGCAACAUCUGUCCAGGUUAUGGAGAAACUUUGUAAAUACGUUUAUGCUCAUGAUGGGACAGACAGGCUUAGAACACGUGCGAUUCUUUCUCAUGUCUAUCAUCACGCCCUUCACGAUAAUUGGUUCCAAGCGCGCGAUCUCAUUCUAAUGUCUCACUUGCAAGAAACUAUUCAACAUUCCGAUCCAGCCACACAAAUUUUGUAUAACAGAACCAUCGCUCAUCUGGGUCUGUGUGCAUUCCGUCACGCGAAUAUUAAAGACGCACACAACUGUUUAGUUGAUUUAAUGGUGACUGGUAAGGUAAAAGAGCUCUUGGCCCAAGGUCUUCUUCCUCAGAGACAACAUGAGCGCAGCAAAGAACAAGAAAAGAUAGAAAAACAGAGGCAGAUGCCAUUCCAUAUGCACAUUAAUUUGGAACUUCUGGAGUGUGUUUAUUUAGUUUCCGCCAUGCUCAUUGAAAUUCCAUAUAUGGCUGCACAUGAAUUUGACGCAAGGAGAAGAAUGAUCUCUAAAACAUUUUAUCAACAAUUGAGAUCUAGUGAACGUCAAUCUUUGGUUGGGCCUCCAGAAUCUAUGAGAGAGCACGUUGUCGCGGCGGCGAAAGCGAUGCGCAAUGGCAAUUGGUUGGCAUGCAAUAAUUUUAUUAUUAAUGAAAAGAUGAAUGCCAAAGUGUGGGAUCUGUUUUAUCAAGCGGACAAAGUUCGUGACAUGCUUACGAGAUUGAUCAAAGAAGAAGCCUUAAGAACGUAUCUCUUUACAUAUUCCCAUGUCUAUGAUUCGAUCUCUAUGCCAAAGUUGGCGGAGAUGUUUCAACUGAAGCGACCUGUUGUUCAUUCCAUUAUUAGUAAAAUGAUCAUUAACGAAGAACUCAUGGCGUCUUUAGAUGAUCCAACAGAAACAGUUGUGAUGCAUCGUAGCGAACCAAGUCGCUUGCAAUCGCUGGCGUUACAGCUUACAGACAAAGUAAACAAUUUUGUAGACUCAAAUGAACGUAUUUUCGAAAUGAAACAAGGAAACUUCUUCUCGAGAGGAAAUCAAGGAAACUUCCGCGAUAGACAGAAUUACAAUCGACAAGGACAAGAUUGGGGACGUCAAAGACGCGACCGUGAUCGAGAUCGUAAUCGAGAAGAAAAUCGAAAUUAUUAA
Molecule: messenger RNA, 2652 nt
Organism: Heterotrigona itama
Lineage: Eukaryota; Metazoa; Arthropoda; Insecta; Hymenoptera; Apidae
Source: the annotation of a GenBank genome assembly